This is a messenger RNA of Cetraspora pellucida, 365 nucleotides long. The record is from the annotation of a GenBank genome assembly. NCBI's taxonomy places the organism in Eukaryota, Fungi, Glomeromycota, Glomeromycetes, Diversisporales, Gigasporaceae.
ACUAGUAUUGAGGGUAAAUGGACAGCUAAUAGCAAAAAUAUUACUCAAUCUUGGCUUAAAGAAGUGUUAAAACCUCAACAAACACUUAUAAAGAACAUCAAUAAUUUGUUGACAAAUUAUAUCGAAGCACUAGGAAAUAUAAAAUUACGUGCAGGUCUUGAAAUAGCCAUGGAGAUUUCGCAACAGGGCAAUGGUUAUCUGCAGGAAUCAAAACUCGAUAAUACUUUCCUGAGAAAUGCGCUUCGUUCUCAAUUAAGUGCACCACUGAGGAAUAUUCCUGAUACGUUUACAAUGGAUAUUGAAGCUGGCUACCAAAUCGGCAAAGCCGAAUAUCUUUUCAAGAGGAUUGAUGAAAAAAUUUGCUG